GGAUGUGUGCAUGUGAUGGAUUCCUUUGCAGAUUACUUCAGUAAUGGUGGAAGAGUGAUAUUCAUGUUGGUUGAAGCCCUGGAUAUAUACCUCAUUGGAACGGUCAUGCUAGUAUUUGGAAUGGGUCUCUAUGAGCUCUUCAUCAGUAACUUCGAUGUGGCGAAGACUUCUUCCCAUGUAUCAAGUCUCAUUGGGCUGUUCAAACUUCCGGCAAGGCCUAAAUGGUUGGAAAUAAAGUCUGUAAGUGAGCUGAAAACAAAAGUUGGACAUGCGAUAGUGUUGGUCCUACUGAUUGGCUUGUUUGAUAAGAGCAGGAAAGUGACAAUUUGUUCUCCUAAAGAUCUACUCUUCUUUGCUGUAUCCAUCCUCUUGUCCUCAGGUUGCCUCUAUCUCCUGUCACAGCUUCAGACUUCCACUUGAAGUAGAGUGAGGAACAGCAGAGAAUUAAAUUUUGGAGUCUAUACAAAAUUAGGAUGCAUUAGUUACAGUUCUUAAAUAAUAGUUCAAGUGUAACUUUGUCAAGGAUGAACAUCAUAACUGGCAUAGAAAGUCACAAAAUGUUUGGAGUUUUCAAAGAUAUAUUUGAAGAUCUUUCUUAUCUCGUAAGCAGAUUCUGUUACUGGUCUUAUUAUAUUGUUACAAUAACGUGUGCCUUUAGUUAGAAAAUAUUGCAGGAGCAGGUUGUCAAGAA
Messenger RNA from Dendrobium catenatum, 691 nucleotides. RefSeq lists its product as uncharacterized. The record is from RefSeq and is a predicted model, not a curated record. Lineage: Eukaryota; Viridiplantae; Streptophyta; Magnoliopsida; Asparagales; Orchidaceae.